Cylicocyclus nassatus is the source of this 1005-nucleotide messenger RNA. The record is from the annotation of a GenBank genome assembly. NCBI's taxonomy places the organism in Eukaryota, Metazoa, Nematoda, Chromadorea, Rhabditida, Strongylidae.
AUGUUGCCAAUACUGAUUCUGUUCCUUGUGUCUAUGGUGGACUCAUUCUGGAUGACCGCCGAGCUGUUACAAGUGGAUUGGAGAGAAGGAUGUUUGACCACGGCUGGUUGCUCUCAACCCAGAUUCAAGGUUUUGAAAGAUAUGCUUCCACUAAACGAAAGGAUCUCUAUCAGCUGGCCAGUCUUCGAGCAUUUUGUUCAGGAAGCCUCGCGCUCGUUCGUUUCCCACUGGGCAAAGGGUAAACCAGAAGAUUUGGCACUUUCGUGCCAAGUUGUCGGCACCGAUCCCACCUAUGGCUUUCCGCGUGUAUGUGAUCAGACAGCUUCUAUCCGUGUCUUCCAAGAGGAAACAAAUGGCCGGAUUCGACGCCAUCAGGACGUGACUACCAUUGCGACGCCGGAAGAAGAGUUGGGUAAAAAGUUGGUAGAGAUCCGAGCCAAAUGCUUCAACGUCACUUUGGCUGUGCAGAAGCAUACGGAUCGAUGUCCAUGGUGCCCUGAUCCAUCUGAUGUGACCAUCGUUGAACAAAGGAUGCCAGAAGAGCUCUCUGCCUUUUCGACUUCAGUCCUAAUGCAGCUGGGUCAAGAUCUUGUGCCUGCGACCAUGUUGAUACUGGCAAUCAUUGCCAUACUGGCAUCGUUAGGCUUUGCUUUCGUACUGAUUGCAUUUUUGAGGCAGAAGAGGACUAGUCGCCAAGUUGCUGUCAAACCUCGCUAUCAGCCAUUUUCUCCUGCGCCUUGUGGGAUAGCUAAGGAAGAGAAUAGGUACGACCUACCUUGGGAACAUACUCGUCCACUUGCCUAUUGGCUCUCGUCUUCACCAAAAUCAGAAGCAACGACGACAUCGCCGCUCGAGUCAACGUCGUCAAUCGGCUUACGAUCGUCUAUCGUCGUGCCUCACAAUUUCCGUUCCGGUGGUACGGUACCGCAGACGCGACUCUACCAUUAUAUCUCCUCAAACUCUUCUACAAGCCCCGGACGUGACUCUGGACUGGGAUCAGUAUGA